GCCACACGCUCCCGGAAGUGGGAGGUGUCCGCUCGAGUUUGUGUGGCCGCCGCCGCGGGAACGCGAGCCCGGUAAUUUUUCAACGGAGAAAGGCGAGGCUUUCGGGCUUGGCCGAGUGAGAGUGAGCGAGUGUCGGGCUCCGGCAGCUCUCUCCUUACGUGACAGCCGGCAUGGAGCAUGAGCGGAGCAAACAGCCUGGCAGCGAGGCCGUGGCUCCCGCGCGGCUGGAGUCGCCCCGGUCCGAGUGUGGGGAGGAGCCGCGGAACCCGAAUCCUGAGAAAAAGCAACAAUGUAGAUUUGAUGUCCAAGAAACCAAAGGAUCUAAGUUCAUUACCUCCAGUGCAAGUGAUUUCAGUGACCCAGUUUACAAAGAGAUUGCUAUUACGAAUGGAUGCAUUAAUAGAAUGAGUAAGGAAGAACUCAGAGCUAAGCUUUCAGAAUUCAAGCUUGAAACCAGAGGAGUAAAGGAUGUGCUAAAGAAAAGGCUGAAAAACUAUUACAAGAAGCAGAAGCUGAUGAUGAAAGAGGGCAAUUGUGCUGACAGUUACUAUGACUACAUUUGUAUCAUUGAUUUUGAAGCCACUUGUGAAGAGGGUAACCCACCUGAGUUUAUACAUGAAAUAAUUGAAUUUCCUGUGGUUUUACUGAAUACCCAUACCUUAGAAAUAGAAGAUACAUUUCAGCAGUAUGUGAGACCGGAGAUUAACACCCAACUUUCUGAUUUCUGCAUCAGCCUAACUGGAAUUACUCAGGAUCAGGUAGACAGAGCUGAUACCUUCCCUCAGGUACUAAAAAAAGUAAUUGACUGGAUGAAAUCGAAGGAGUUAGGAACAAAGUAUAAAUAUUGCAUAUUGACAGAUGGUUCGUGGGAUAUGAGUAAGUUCCUGAAUAUUCAGUGCCGGCUAAGCAGGCUCAAAUAUCCUCCUUUUGCUAAAAAGUGGAUCAAUAUUCGAAAGUCAUAUGGGAACUUUUACAAGGUUCCUAGAAGCCAAACCAAAUUAACAAUAAUGCUUGAAAAGCUAGGAAUGGAUUAUGAUGGGAGGCCUCACAGUGGUCUUGACGACUCUAAGAACAUUGCCCGAAUAGCAGUUCGAAUGCUUCAAGAUGGAUGUGAACUCCGAAUUAAUGAGAAAAUGCAUGCAGGACAGCUAAUGAGUGUGUCUUCCUCGUUGCCAAUAGAGGGCACUCCAGCUCCACAAAUGCCACAUUCUAGAAAAUAACAACAUUUUUGCCCUUUGCCCAUGGAUCAUUCACUCUAACUGGAGUUGCUACAAAGAGGUAGCAGAUGAAUACUUAUUGAAUUAGUCAUGCAGUGCAAAAUUUGAGCACCUUAAACAUUUAAACUCUUACUACAGUUACAGUUAUAUAUAAAUGUAUGUGAACAGAUUCUGUGGAGAGGGCGUAUUGAAUUUUUUUGUCACCAGCACUUUUAAUAUGAGCAGUAUUUGUUACACAGUAACAGUUCCUGCUUAGAAGUGAAUUUUGUAAUUUAAGGUGUCCAAGAUGUGUCCCUUUUGGUUUUAAAAUGCGAACGCUUUAUUGGCUCUUCCCUUGAAUGUCCUAUCUUACUGAUAUUAAAAUAUAUAAUGUAUUUCUACAUUAACAUCAUUAGAUCAAGUCAUUUCUUACAGUGCAGAAAAGAUUGGAAGGCCUUAUCUAGCCUUUGGGUUUUAAGAAUAUCCUAGUCCUUUUGAUUUUUGAAAUCUGUAUGUGAAGUUCACCUGUGCAUAGUGAAUUUCAUAAGGUACUUGGUACACAUACCUGCCCACAUUUCUUUUCAGUUUAUAAUUGGAAGACUUGUGUGUUAGACUAUAGGGCCUUCUUAAAAGUUCAGUUACUGGUGAGAUUAAUGGAAAGUCAGAGGAAAAUACCAUUUAAAAGAGUUUAAGGGCUGUACCUCAAACUUUGUAACAUAUAAACAUAUCAGUGGGUUUUUCUUAACUUGGUUUUUUGGUUCCCCUCCCUCUUGUGACAUAUAUCUGCCCUAAUUCUUAAAUCUAAAAGACCAUGCUUUGAAAUAGACUAAAAAUAAGGGUCACCACUUAAUUUUGCAUUUGUAUUCAACACUAUGAGUAAGGUUAAUAAAGUCAAAUAAUGGUUUUUAACAUCUUAUGUUUUUAUUAAAAGUUGAUUUUACAUAGUGAG
Panthera uncia (snow leopard) is the source of this 2145-nucleotide messenger RNA. RefSeq names its product exoribonuclease 1 (gene ERI1). The record is from RefSeq and is a predicted model, not a curated record. Gene Ontology annotation, molecular function: nucleic acid binding; 3'-5'-RNA exonuclease activity. Lineage: Eukaryota; Metazoa; Chordata; Mammalia; Carnivora; Felidae. Gene Ontology annotation, cellular component: cytoplasm; nucleolus. Gene Ontology annotation, biological process: exonucleolytic trimming to generate mature 3'-end of 5.8S rRNA from tricistronic rRNA transcript (SSU-rRNA, 5.8S rRNA, LSU-rRNA). The transcript has 7 exons. The coding region runs from base 171 to 1220 and encodes 349 amino acids.